Molecule: messenger RNA, 1760 nt
Organism: Galeopterus variegatus (Sunda flying lemur)
Lineage: Eukaryota; Metazoa; Chordata; Mammalia; Dermoptera; Cynocephalidae
Gene: PIAS4
Product: protein inhibitor of activated STAT, 4
Exons: 11
Coding region: 56-1558 (500 amino acids)
Biological process (GO): protein sumoylation; regulation of transcription by RNA polymerase II
Molecular function (GO): transcription coregulator activity; zinc ion binding; SUMO ligase activity
Source: RefSeq, a predicted model, not a curated record
CCCAGAGCUGUGCGGGGCUCGUGCCCCUUUAAGAAGCCAGAAGCCGCCAAGGAACAUGGUGAUGAGUUUUCGAGUCUCUGACCUUCAGAUGCUCCUGGGUUUCGUUGGCCGGAGUAAGAGUGGACUAAAGCACGAACUUGUCACCAGGGCCCUCCAGCUGGUCCAGUUUGACUGUAGCCCUGAGCUGUUCAAGAAGAUCAAGGAGCUCUAUGAGACCCGCUAUGCCAAGAAGAAUGCGGAGCCCGUUCCCCAGCCCCACCGGCCCCUGGACCCCCUGACCAUGCACUCCACCUAUGACCGGGCCGGCACAGUGCCCAGGACUCCCCUCUCUGGCCCCAAUAUUGACUACCCCGUGCUCUACGGGAAGUACUUAAAUGGACUGGGACGGUUGCCCGCCAAGACCCUCAAGCCAGAAGUCCGCCUGGUGAAACUACCCUUCUUUAAUAUGUUGGAUGAAUUGCUGAAGCCCACUGAGUUAGUUCCACAGAAUAAUGAGAAGCUUCAGGAGAGCCCGUGCAUCUUUGCGUUGACACCGAGGCAGGUGGAGCUGAUCCGGAACUCCAGAGAGCUGCAGCCCGGAGUCAAAGCCGUGCAGGUCGUCCUAAGAAUCUGUUACUCAGACACCAGCUGCCCUCAGGAAGACCAGUACCCACCCAACAUUGCCGUGAAGGUCAAUCACAGCUACUGCUCUGUCCCGGGCUACUACCCCUCAAACAAGCCCGGAGUGGAGCCCAAGAGGCCCUGCCGCCCCAUCAACCUCACCCACCUCAUGUACCUGUCCUCGGCCACCAACCGCAUCACUGUCACCUGGGGGAACUAUGGCAAGAGCUACUCCGUGGCCUUGUACCUGGUGCGGCAGCUGACCUCGUCGGAGUUGCUGCAGAGAUUGAAAACCAUCGGAGUCAAGCACCCGGAGCUGUGCAAGGCACUUGUCAAAGAGAAGCUGCGCCUCGAUCCUGACAGCGAGAUCGCCACCACCGGCGUGCGGGUCUCCCUCAUCUGCCCGCUGGUGAAGAUGCGGCUCUCGGUGCCCUGCCGGGCAGAGACCUGCGCCCACCUGCAGUGCUUCGACGCCGUCUUCUACCUGCAGAUGAACGAGAAGAAGCCCACCUGGAUGUGCCCGGUGUGCGACAAGCCAGCCCCCUACGACCAGCUCAUCAUUGAUGGGCUCCUCUCCAAGAUCCUGAACGAGUGCCAGGACGCCGAUGAGAUCGAGUACCUGGUGGACGGCUCAUGGUGCCCGAUCCGCGCUGAGAAGGAACGGAGCUGCAGUCCCCAGGGCCCCAUCCUUGUGCUCGGCACCUCAGAUGCCAAUGGGCUACUGCCCACCCCCAAUGUCAACGGCAGCAGCACGCUCAGUGGUGUGGGUGGCGGGGGCAGCUCGGUCAGCGGCGUGGAGAAUGGGAAGCCGGGGGCCGACGUGGUGGACCUCACGCUGGACAGCUCGUCGUCCUCGGAGGACGAGGACGAGGAAGAUGAGGACGAGGACGAGGACGAGGAGGGCCCGCGGCCCAAGCGGCGCUGCCCCUUCCAGAAGGGCCUGGUGCCAGCCUGCUGAUGCCGGCGCGGACACACGACUUUCCUGGUGCUCACCACGCGGAGGGGCGCGGGCCAGCCUCGGGGUGCAGGGGCGGGUGGCGAUUUUCUUCUUUCUGUUGUUGUUUGUUUUCUUUUUCCACCCCUUUCCCUGGCUCCUGGCACCUGUACCUCUCUGGACUCUCCUAUCCGGGGAUUAAAAAAAAAGGAAAAUGACAAAAAAA